AUGGAGUUCAAAACCACGUACCACUCCCGCAGCCAACACGCCGAGAAGAUUGAGCCGUGGGACAAGUUUCGCAACACGACACAUCCGCUCCCAGCAUCUAACUAUGAAACAUCGGAACCCUGGCAACCCUUCAAAUCGCGUGCCGACUGCGAGUUCGCCUCCAUUGCCAUUGACGGGGAGUUUUCGAAGGACACUGUGGAUCGUUUGUUGGGCCUCAUGCGCAGAGUGGAGUCAGGGACUGCAAAAGUAUCUUUCAAAAACGACGACGAACUGCGAUCGGUGUGUGACAAAGCGGCCGAGGAACUGACUCCUAUCGAAAAACACACUAUCGAUGUACCUUACAAGAAGACAAGUAUACCAGUAGACGUGCACAAGCGAGACCUCUGGAAAUGGGCAAAAGAGCUUCUCGACAAUGAGUCGCUCGCACCAUAUUUCGAAUGGGAUGCACAGAAGAUAUAUAAACGAGACAACUGCUCUGGGACAUUUACACGGCUCUAUGACGAGCCCUGGACAGCGGACCGGUGGUGGAAAAUACAAACUGAUCUACCGGAUGUACCUGACGCCGUCCCUGCGCCGUUCUCUAUACUUCUCUAUGCCGACAAGACGAGGUUAUCGUCUUCUGGAACGGUGCAGGGCUAUCCUGUGAUAGCAAGGUGCUGCAAUCUUCCAUCUGACAUCCGCAACGGGAAUGGUGUUGGGGGUGCACGCGUUGUUGGUUGGUUACCUGUCCUCAAAAACGAUCCCGAGAAAGAAGGCAAACGGACGUAUACUGACUUCAAACGCGUUGUGUGGCACGAGGCUUUCAGGAACUUUUUGUCAGAUAUAGAAGUGUACUCCGAAGCCGGCCUAUUUCAUCAUUGUCACGAUGGAAUAAAUUGUGUACUAUUCCCGGUAAUAUUGAUGCUUUCAGCCGAUUACGAAGAGCAAUGUAUCAUGUCGCUCAUCCGUGGGCCCAAGGGCAAGUGCCCAUGUCCCGUCUGUCUCAUACCAAAAGAUAACCUUCACGACUCUCAAACGACAUACGAGCGCCGCACACCUCAACAAGGGCGCGAUGCAAUGGCCACAUAUACUAAUGUCAGUAAGGGCGCCGGUGAGCAGGAGUUGAAGGGAUAUGGCUUGCGACCAGGCAAGAACGUUUUCUAUGAUAUAAAACACUCAAAUCCACACGAAGCGCUGUCAUUCGACCGCUUGCACUUCUGCCACGGUGGCUUGUUCGGGCGACAUUUUCUCCCUGAGCUUCAGACUAUAAUCAAGCAUGUUAGCAGUACAAAGGCCGGAGGAACGAUGGGUAAAUUCGAUGAACACUUUGAUCGGAUGCCCCGAUGGCGAAACUUGAAUCAUUUUAGUAACGCGGUAAACACGUCUUUCUCAGAUGGUAACAAAUUCAAUGACAUGUCAAAGCAAAUCCUGUUCGCUGCGCAGAGCCUCUUGACGCCAAGUACAUCGCCGGAAGGAUAUGCUUUGCUUCUAUUGAUCAGAAGCUAUUUGGAGGUUGACUGUUAUAUCGGCCUUGAUGUUCACACAGAAGAAACGCUCAGAGCCGGCGAAGCUGAGCUCGGAAGGUUCAAUAAACUCAUGGAGGAUUAUAUUGAACUUGCUCAAAAGUCCGAUAUACCCGAUCUCAAGCUCGACUGGAACUUCCCCAAGGCUCACUACUUCAAGCACGCCUUCGAAGAUAUUCGAAACAAAGGCGCGAGCCGUAACUACAGCACCCGUCCAAACGAGGGAGUGCAUUCUCUUCUGAAGGCUGCGUACGGCCGUACGAACGGAAAAAAUAUUGCUGAUCAGAUUUUGCGAAUCGAUCAGCAUAGGCUCGCUAUAGACCUCCUCUUCAGUCGUAUACAUGAGUACGAGGCGGUGGUCUCGGCUCAAGACCACUCUGAAGAUAACGAUGAAGGUGAUGAAUAUAGCGCGUUCCGGUCUUGUCCAGAAAAAUUCUACAUUGGGUCACCAAAGCCUGCAGCUACUAUCCAGGAGAUACAAGCAGCUAAUCCCAAUAACGAUGCACUUAAACAACUGCCACACGCACUACAGACCUUCGUAAACUUCAGACUACCGAACUAUUCUGGAAUGGAGAUGUAUAGAGAGCAGCGAGACUGGUGGCAGACGAUUACUCGUAGCAAUAUGCUCAACGAAUUCCGAUUCCUCAAAGUCAAUUAUGAAUCCCUCGAGCAUUGGCGCCAGUGCACUGACUAUCUACGAUGUCAUCCGUUGUUCCACGGUCACCCCCGUUAUGACUGUGCACUUGUGCAGAUAUCCGAUGACGAACAGGUUUUUGUACGUCUUGUUAUCAUCUUCAAGGUUGUACUUCCCGGUUUGUCAGAACCACUUUCUCUGGCGCUUGUACACCCGUAUACCAGAGGUCUCCCGGGCCUGGCAAGGAAAGUCGACAAGGACCUUGGGUUUAUUCGCGUGAAGGCAGCACCUCCAAAAUCCGCCAUUGUAAUCCCACUUGAUUCAAUAGUCCGAGGAGCAAUGCUUAUUCCCGACUUCAAAACGACAAACGAGUUCCUUGUCAACAAGUACAUUGACGGAGAUAUGUUUCUUCGCAUGCAAGAAUGGAACCAAUAA
Molecule: messenger RNA, 2571 nt
Organism: Coniophora puteana RWD-64-598 SS2
Lineage: Eukaryota; Fungi; Basidiomycota; Agaricomycetes; Boletales; Coniophoraceae
Exons: 11
Coding region: 1-2571 (856 amino acids)
Source: RefSeq, a predicted model, not a curated record